UCUCAUCUACACAAAGCCUAAAUUUAGGUCCUUUUUCAUCAACGUUUUUAAAAGUCAACGUUCAGGGAUCUUAAAAUAAAAAAUAGCCGAAUUUGUAUAAGCAAUGCAUAAGCAAGCUCUUAUAAGUAAGCACUUCAAAGUAAUAGAAACUUAUACCUUUUACAAAUGCGUAUAUAUUUUUUGCAACGACCAGGAAAAAGAUCGCCGUAAGCGAGGCCCAAAAGCUCAUGACAUAACCACAGAGGGGAUCCUGUGGCGUAACUAGAGAGCCUCAAAGACUUGAAUUGCGAAAGUCUCUACGUUGAAUUGCUGGUCCCGUUUCAUUCCAGUUCUCCGUAAUGUCCUGUAUUGUAGUAAGCGUUACCUGUUAGAAGUGAUCGUCGAUCAAAGAGCAUAGAACGAACCUGUUAGUCAUAAGAUUACUUAACGAAAACAAGUUGCGUUUUUUUCUCAAACAGCAAGAUGUAUGGCAUUUUCAAAAUUCCUCAGCUUGGUUUCAUUGGUGCAGGAAAGAUAGUUGAAGUUUUAACCAAAGGGUUUGUGGCUGCUGGGAUUGUACAAAACAAUAACAUUUGGGCAAGCUCGCCUGUCGACAGAGACUUGCACUGGAUUCGGCAUCUCGGAUGUAAUGUAUCUUCAAAUAAUAAAGAUAUUCUUGAUCGAAACCAGGUAGUGGUUCUUGCCGUGAAGCCACAAAUACUGCCAAAUGUGCUCAAAGAGAUUGCCCCUUCAGUAACCGAAGACCACCUCGUGAUUUCAGUGGCAGCUGGGAUGACUCUGUCGAAAAUCGAGAGCGUCUUGCCACAAAAAUCUAGGGUUGUACGAAUAAUGACGAACACACCUGUGAUGUUUAGAAAUGGUGUCAGUGCAUUUAGUAUGGGGAAAAAUAUUAAAAAUGGAGAUCAUGAGACCAUAUACAAGUUGCUAUCUUCCAUUGGGUAUUGUGUUGAGGUGAAAGAAGAUUUAAUGGACACUGUUACUGGCUUUGCUGGGGGCGGCCCAGCUUACAUAUACACUGUGAUAGAGGCACUGGCUGAUGGCGCUGUCCGUGGGGGGAUUAACAGAGCAGAUGCAGUGAAAAUGGCAACUCAGAUUACGAUUGGAGCGGCACGUAUGGUACAGGAGACCGGGCUCCAUACAGGCGAAUUAAAGGACGCUGUAUGUUCACCGGGGGGAACUACCAUUGUAGGUGUACAAGCUCUCGAGAAAGGGGGUAUCAGAGCGACAUUGAUGGACGCAGUACAUGAAGCUGGUUGUAGAGCAAAAGAACUGGGCAAGUCAUUUAACGGUGGUCCUAAAAAUUGAAUGCUGCAACAAAUGCUAUCUUUUUGAAAAAAUUCCAGAUCAAUAGUUGGCGAGGGGCAAAUUGUCGCUUGUUUUAAACAUGUAAUUAGUACCAAUCAGAGCUUAUGUUGAAAACUGGGUUAUUGAAACAAGAUGCAACAAAUUGUACAAGCACUACAAGGAGGUAAUGAAAGGUAAUGAUUUGGCAGUAUCACGGAAAGAUGUCAAACUGACAUAAGAUCUCGCUUCAUCCAAAGCAGCAUUCAAAAAUAAUUUACAAAGAGGUGGCUAGAACAAUAAUAUGGCUUGGGAAAAAGCUUUAUCAUGGUCACGUUUUUGUGACGAAUGGAUCAAAAUACAGAUUGCGACUGUACAUACUUUGUAGCACCAUUUACUGUCAAUACCCAUAAAUAAAGCCACGUCAGCGAUACAAAAUCAAGUUUUGCUCUCCAAAUAUAGAUCACCAUUUUGGAUAUAGAAUUAAAGUUGAAUUUGUGUAAAAAGCUUGCUUUAUAAUAAAAGAUAUGCUGAAAAUUGGUUAGUUUUUCGUUUUUCUAUGAAGUUUUUGUAGAAAAUUGGUUUCUUGUGUUGGAAUUCUAUAUCAUUUCACCAAUAUUCUGAAUUGUUUAAGCACUGAAACAAGUUAAUAGUUUAAAAAGUCCGAAAUAUCAUGAAAAAGAGUUGUGAUGGUCAUGCUUUAAAAAAUGAUCUAGUCAAGAAUAGGUAAUUGAUUUAGUCAAGCUUCUAAAUAAGAGCUGAACUUUCAAACAUAAAUGAAAAUUUUGAUAUAAAGUAAGCAAUGUAUUUUUAAAAGUAUUUUAUCAUAUAUUAAGGUAUUAAUUAUUCAUAAAUUUAUAUAUGUUAUAUAUCUAUCAAUAUUUAAAGACAUUAAGCCACAGCCAGACAUCAAACCAAUAAGAUUUUAUGCUCAAAAUUUUUCAGAUUCCCAGAAAGAAAUGUUUAACCUUUUGAAAUAGAUACUUCUCCAUCAAGAAUAUCUAAAGAUAAGAAUUGAAGUCUACAAAUAUUUUAUCUAUGCAGGUAGCAAAGUAAGAACAUGUGGAAUUGAUGAGACAACUGAACUGACAGAUGCCUAGUAGAAACUUUGUUUCAAGAACACUGGCUAAGAAAUGAAAAUAAAAAAAUGCAAAGGAUAACUUUUUCAAACAAGCUUUCUUAGCUAUAAAUGAGCUGAUAAAAGUUCUUAAUAAGAAUCAAUAUCUACUAUCAUAUACAAAUUUCAUUUUUCAGUCAGAUCUACUUUGUUCAAAAUUUAAAAAGCAAUUAUCAUAACCAAUAUUUAAUUAUUGACCAAACUACACCAUUGUUAAGAAACAGGCCUAAAAGAUGUCCUAUUAAAAGCAUAAUUGCCUGCCAGCAUAAUUUGAAAACACUUGUAUCUACUUCAUUAAAUAACCUGAUCUGUGCUUAAAUAAUUGGUGCCAUAAAAGCCAUUUGUACUACAAACUGCUAUUUAAUUCUGCAUUGAUUGGUAACUUUAAUAUGAGCUAAAAAACCACUUAUCAUUUAGGCUCUUUUCUACAUAAUUCAGUUGAAUAAUGUGGACAAAUUUUCUAACUGCUAUUUAAAUAUGGCUAUGUCCUAUAGUGAAUCUGAACUUUGCCAAACUCCGCAUUAAAAUGUAUACAUGUAAUGUUUGAUGUGGAAAUAGAACUAUAUUGAC
Rhopilema esculentum is the source of this 2968-nucleotide messenger RNA. RefSeq names its product pyrroline-5-carboxylate reductase 3. The record is from RefSeq and is a predicted model, not a curated record. Gene Ontology annotation, molecular function: pyrroline-5-carboxylate reductase activity. Gene Ontology annotation, biological process: L-proline biosynthetic process. NCBI's taxonomy places the organism in Eukaryota, Metazoa, Cnidaria, Scyphozoa, Rhizostomeae, Rhizostomatidae.